UACAUACGGCCCUGCCACUAACAAAGAGUCAUCUCGUGUCAGUCAUUUAUUAUUUCGAAAAUUAUGAUCAUCAAUUUCUUAUUGGCUUCUUCUCUAAUCGCUGCCACCUGGAGCCAACGUGUUCCACCAUCGACUACUCCAGUGCCUCCACCAAAUUUUCCGGACCCGCCGACCCAGGAGCAGGUUCAGCAACAGGGAGGCGGAUUCUUUGGGAAUCUAGAAAAUGGGAUCUCAACGACUCCUGGAGCAUUUUUUGGUGGAAAUGGAGGAUUCCAGCCGCAACAGAAUCAACAGAACCAGGGAUUGAACAAUAAUAAUGGCGGAUUUUUUGGUGGGAACAACAAUCAAAACCAACAGCAACCGCAGCAGCAAGGAUUUCAAACACAGCCGCCAUCCAAUAACUUCUUCGGAAACCAAAACGAUCCCACCAAUCAGGGAUUCCAAAAUAAUAACAAUAACAAUGUUAAUAACAAUAAUAAUCAACAGCAACUCCAAAACCAACAAGGAUUCCAAAACCAAAACCAAGGAUUCCAACAACAACAACAGAAUGUUAAUAACAAUCAAGUAACAUUUGGUCAGCAAGGUGUAAAUCAAGGAUUCCCUGUGUCCAAUGCAUUCCCGACUAAUCAGCUUCCACCGAUCUUUGGGAGAAGAAAGUGAAUUUGAAUGAACUUGUAAUUAUAGUUGAAUAAAGUUUUUGGGCGAAU
Molecule: messenger RNA, 707 nt
Organism: Caenorhabditis elegans
Lineage: Eukaryota; Metazoa; Nematoda; Chromadorea; Rhabditida; Rhabditidae
Gene: pqn-88
Product: Prion-like-(Q/N-rich)-domain-bearing protein
Exons: 2
Coding region: 64-660 (198 amino acids)
Source: RefSeq, marked reviewed